This is a messenger RNA of Mizuhopecten yessoensis (Yesso scallop), 1286 nucleotides long. Its product is annotated as snaclec 3-like. The transcript has 6 exons. The annotation marks the transcript as partial. NCBI's taxonomy places the organism in Eukaryota, Metazoa, Mollusca, Bivalvia, Pectinida, Pectinidae. The record is from RefSeq and is a predicted model, not a curated record.
AUAUCGCGUGCUGAAGAUCGAUAUGGAAGUAAAAGAGCUUGCGAAGCGUGACAUUGCCAGCGGUUGUCACUUGCUGUCACGCUCAACUCUGGCUAGUGAUGAAGUCAACAGGCCAAGCACCUAACAUAUAUUUAGUAAUCAUUAACAUCGCUCUUCUUAACCGCAGCAGUGUCUCUGGAAAUUAGCAGACAUUUUGACUUUAUGAGCAUUAACGUCAGCCUAUAAGCUAGGUGUACACAUCCACAGUAACAAUGGUGAACAAAUAUUUGGUUUUUAUUUUUAUGUAGAAAAUUUAUGGAAUGAAUAAUUAACAACGUUUAUAACAUUUCUGAUAAAAACAAUUUAACGUGUGUUUAUAUGGAGAGAGGGAACCGACAUUGCAAAGUUUCCCCUAAGGAUCAGUGCUGACGAGACAUCGUUUUUUAACCCCCGGAAUCAGUGUUAACACGACAUCGAGUGCUUAACCUCCAGGACCAGAUAUCGCCUCUUACCUUUGGGACAAGCGUUAAGAUACUGCCUGCUUACCACACCACCAAGUGUUCGUGUAAUGUCCAGCUAGUAGCUUCUUGAAACAAUGUACAGCGACAGCCGUAUCUACCUAACGACGCUCGUCUGCAUACUCUCAGUCUUGCAGACAGCCAGUGCACAAUGUGGACCAUUGGAAGUGGGUAAUGACAACGCUUGUGUAGAUAUGAAGUGGUGUUUAUACAAGUUGUACAAAAACCCAAUGAACUGGGCAGACGCCAGACAGAUCUGCAGCCAGGAGGGUCACGAUUUGUUGAGGAUAACAGAUGCGGUUGAACACACCUAUCUGAAUUCAUUUCUCGUUACCUCUUUAGGCAUUGCCUCACCUGCAGUCCCUGUCGAUACUACCAUCUGGCUAGGCAUGCAGCAGAAUGCUGGUGACAACCCGCGCUGGCACAACGACUGUUCCACUCAGCCUGCCGGGUACAACCCGGUCCCUAAUGUUGCUGGCUCCAAUUGCUUCAUGUUGGAUAUAAUGGCUAACACCUAUGCGUAUGCGGACUGUUCUUCGUCUAAGAUGUUCCUUUGUAAAGCAAAGUCUUACGAGCUAUCCACCUGCUUCACCUCGGUAUCGACGAUGACUGAUGCCACACUUAGUGCUGGUACAUAUCAAGGAAUGACUGCUGCAACUGAUUGUGCCGGGAGGUGUUCAGAAGCCAAUUGUGUAGGUUACCGAUACUAUCCGAACUCGGCAUGCGUAUUAGGACUUGCUUCCCUAGGCAAGGUCUACACCAAAGGUGGUACAGACAAAUACAUGAAAG